Pangasianodon hypophthalmus (striped catfish) is the source of this 5606-nucleotide messenger RNA. RefSeq names its product solute carrier family 9 member A5 (gene slc9a5). Gene Ontology annotation, biological process: sodium ion transport; proton transmembrane transport; regulation of pH. The transcript is spliced from 16 exons. Gene Ontology annotation, molecular function: sodium:proton antiporter activity. Lineage: Eukaryota; Metazoa; Chordata; Actinopteri; Siluriformes; Pangasiidae. The record is from RefSeq and is a predicted model, not a curated record. The coding region runs from base 457 to 3294 and encodes 945 amino acids. Gene Ontology annotation, cellular component: membrane.
CUUAGACUGUAUUUUCAGUUAUUCAUGUUGUCCAGAAAUUUGGAGUGAUAUUUUUGAUUUGGUUUAGGCUAUUUAGAAAUGUUAAUUCGACAUAUUGAGGUGGGAAUUUCACCGUGACUUUAUCCCGGGAUAUUAUUUGACCCUGAAGGUUAAAAAUGUUAAACACAAUCAAAUCUCACAACCAGUUUAUGUUUACUGGUUGCUACAUAGUGCGUGGUGGGUAUGUAGUAUGUAAAAAUUACACUGUGAGGUUUGGCAUGCACACUGGCCUGUUUAGUACGCUAGUAUGGGCUUUCUGAGGUAGACCUGUGCUCUGUAUGCGCAUGCGCAUUAGCAGGACGUACCUUCGCGAGUUACCGGCGGUCACCGAGGUGGUGAUGUUGUAAACCGGUACCGGGGCGGUAUAAAAGCGCGAUGGAGACGACUGAGCGCUGAGAGCAGACCUGUAAACAGAAGAUGCUCUCCUUGACUCUGGUGUUGGUUCUCAGUGCUGCUGCCGGCGAGGCGGUGACUGAGCGCUACGCGGAUGGAGCGGCUCCGUCCUCGGCUCCGGCUCUGACUCCGGCUCCGUCCCGCUCCGGUGCUGAGGAGUCCGGGCGUCCCGGGCUUGCUUUGGCCCGCUCGGCAGAGCAGCCGACCCCGACUACGGUCCACGGCGAGGCGUCUCACCACCACGGAGGGGGUUAUAGGAUAGUGCAGUGGGAAUGGAGCUACGUACAGACACCGUACAUCAUAGCCAUUUGGCUCCUGCUGGCCAGCGUCGCCAAAAUCUUGUUCCACUUCUCACAGCGCUUCACCACAGUGGUCCCGGAGAGCUGCAUGCUGAUUCUGUUGGGGCUGGUCCUGGGUGGUGUGGUGCUCAUUGCCAGCAAGAAGCAGCUCUACCAGCUGGACCCAGGCCUCUUCUUCCUCUUUCUGCUCCCCACCAUAGUGGGGGAUGCUGGGUAUUUUAUGCCUGCCCGCCUGUUUUUCGACAACCUGGGUGCCAUUUUGAUGUAUGCGGUGGUGGGGACUCUGUGGAACGCCUUCUGUACAGGGUUCUGUCUCUAUGGAGUGAAGCAGGCAGGGGUCAUCGAUGAUAAGGUGGAGGCAGGACUGAUGGAGUUCCUGCUGUUCGGAGCUCUGAUCUCAGCCGUGGAUCCUGUCGCAGUACUGGCUGUGUUCGAGGAGGUCCACGUUAACGAGAUGCUCUUCAUCAUCGUCUUUGGCGAGUCACUUGUCAAUGAUGCAGUCACUGUGGUGUUGUAUAAGGUUUAUAUCUCCUUUGUAGAGGUGGGUCCAGGAAAUGUCCAAACAGCAGACUACUUUAAAGGUGUUGCCUCGUUCCUCAUCGUCAGCAUCGGUGGAACAUUAGUGGGACUCAUCUUUGCUGUUAUCCUGGCCUUCAUCACUCGUUUCACCAAGAGGGUGCGCAUCAUUGAGCCUCUGUUUGUCUUCCUGCUGGUGUAUCUGGCUUACCUCACAGCUGAACUCUUCUCUCUCUCAGCUAUUCUGUCCAUGACCUUCUGCGGCAUUGGCUGCAACAAGUACGUGGAGGCCAACAUAUCCCAGAAGUCCCGCACUGCGGUCAAGUACACGAUGAAGACUCUGGCCAGUAUUGCUGAGACCAUCAUCUUCAUUUUCCUUGGCAUUUCAGCUGUGGACAAGUCCAAAUGGGCCUGGGAUACUGGCCUAAUCGUGUGUACUCUCAUAUUCAUCUUCGUCUUCAGAGCCAUGGGUGUCGUCGGACAGACCUGGAUUCUGAACAAGUUUCGAUUGGUUCCUCUGGAAAAGAUUGACCAGGUGGUGAUGUCAUACGGUGGCCUGAGAGGUGCAGUAGCAUUUGCCCUGGUGGUAUUGCUAGAUGGGAAGCAUGUGAAGGCGAAGGAUUACUUUGUUGCAACGACCAUCGUUGUGAUUUUCUUCACGGUCAUGUUUCAGGGUCUGACCAUCAAGCCUCUGGUUAAAUGGCUCAAGGUUCCUCGCAGCACUAACAGAAAACCUACCAUUAAUGAAGAGAUCCAUGAGCGUGCCUUUGACCACAUUCUAGCUGCAGUGGAAGACAUUGCUGGUCUGAAUGGUUACCAUCACUGGAGGGACAAAUGGGAACAGUUUGACAAAAACUAUCUGAGUAAACUGUUGAUGCGCAAAUCUGUGUACCAUAAAAGCGAGCUGUGGGAGGCGUACCAGAAAAUCAACAUCAGAGACGCUAUCAGUGUUAUUGACCAGGGUGGAAACAUUUUGACCUCUGCUAGACUCUCGCUCCCUUCUAUGGCCAGUAGAACGUCCUUUCCAGAGGUGACCAACGUUACAAACUACCUGAGAGAGAAUGGUAGUGGGGUGUGUCUGGAUCUUCAGGUGAUUGACACAAACCCUGGUGCAAAGGUCGAGGAGGAAACAGAAACACAUCACGUAUUGGCUGGGAAUCUGUACAAACCCAGGAGACGGUACCAGUCUCACUACAGUCGUCACUUCAUGACAGCAGGCGAUCAGGAGAGGCAGGACCGGGAGGUGUUCCAGAGAAACAUGCGCAGCCGCCUGGAGUCCUUCAAAUCCACCCAGUACAAACGACACAAGAAGGACCGCAGCCAGAAAAAGCGCAAAGGUUCAGAUGCAAAGGAGCAAGAAACCGUUGAAAAGCCCAGAAGAAAUGUCAGCUGGCAAGACAAAGAUCCUGUGGUAAUGCCACUGGAGCCUGGGGAGGAGAAGGGAGAGCAUUCAGAGCCAGAGAAGGAUGAGGAUGUUGGGAUAACCUUUGUGGCCCACAGGGGUUCAGAAACACCAAAGGCACGACCCAAAUCAGACUCAGCUGUUUUAGAGUUGUGUCAGAGCCCAUCUGUCGCUCCCCCAUCUCCCACAUGUGGAGAGAAAAACCUGCCGUGGAAGGAAGAUGUGGAUUCUCUGCCUCCGUGUGUGUCCAGCGAGGCCACUAAAAUCAUCCCCAUAGACCUGCAGCAGGCCUGGAACCAGAGCAUCUCCUCACUGGAGAGCCUGGCCUCGCCUCCGGUCCAUCAAGAACCGCAGCACCCGCAUGUCAACACCCUCUCCAGACUCGCCGCUCCCACACGGCCUCCCUCUUCAGCCCAGUUCCACUUCCCUGGAGGCAAAGAUGAGGAGGAUGAGAGCGCCCUCUCUCAGCAGCAACAGGAAAUGCAGCCUCUCAUGUUAUCCAGGAGGCAGCUGCCCCAUUCUCUCCCACCCUCUGCUGCACUGCCUUCUGGGAAGAGGAGGAAUCCGUGUGUUUAUCUGAGGAGUCUAGUAACACCACCACCAUCAAACAGUGUGCCACAUAGCAGAAAACCAACACAGCUGUAGUUUAGGAAUUUCUUUCUCUCUUUCUUUAUAUCUUUAUAUAUCUGCUGCUUUUGGGGCCUCCGUUAAAUCAUGCCACUGGCUAAUAUGACAGCCUCAUGCUGACUUUAUUUCUUAUGAAUAUAAAUUCCACCUUUACAUUUUUAAAAAGUCAGCAUUGAGGUGAGGGAAAGUUACCACUCCACAGAUCGGACCUUAAGAAAGAACUUGCUGGCAAGCAGUACCUGUGUUCUCAGUGCCUAUACAAACAGGGCAGUUCCUCUUACAUGGAAAAAAGUCAUUCCACUUUUUGUGUUUUUCUUCUUUUUUUGUGAGCUCCAAAUGCAAGUCAAGAUAUUAGCACAGAAUAUAUCUGUGCAGAUCACAUUAGCAGGGGCUUUUGGGUGUGUCAGUCAAUCAUGGCUUUCAUUUACAAGCCAAACCCAAACUUGAAAAACCUUAGAAAAAUACUUUUAAACUUCAAACUGAGAAAGAGAAAGAAUGUCCGAUUGCUAUUUGGCUAUGCCGUAACUGCUUAACUUUAUUCUUCGACUCCUCCCAGUCAUCCAAAAGCAAAACAAAAGCGAGAGAAUAAGGGGCAUUCAAUCCAGCCAAACCUCACUGUUAAGAGUCCAAGUUCCACUUUCUGAAUGACUCUUGGCUGAAAAGAGCAGUCCAUUCUCCCCCAGCUCUGCUCAGAGACCAAAAGGAACCAGUGCUCUGAGUUACAGCGUUCUCAUGUGCUAUGGGGCACAAAGCCAGGCAGCUCAAUAAUGCUGUCCACAUACACAGCAUGUGUGAACUGGAUAUACUGUAUACUGCACGCUCAUAGGCACCGUGGCUGUAGAUGCACAUCAUAAACGCAGUACGAUCUCUUUAACACAUGAGCAGGACGGCAAUUUAUAGUUAAGAGGGGAUGUAAGAUCUGUGAUUCUAAUCACGGACUAGCUGUUCUGUUUGCUGGAUUGAUCCACUACUCUAGUUUGCUCUUUAGAGGACCUUGUCAUAGCACUUUCUAUAAGCCUGUUUUUAAUGUCUUAUUCCAUGUCACUUAUACUGUAUUUAUUUGAUGUUUUUCCUCUUUGCACUUACUGAAGAAGACUCGUGAAAUUUUCAAAUGCACAAUGAGCAGUUUGAAGGACCAACAUGUAUGUAUGUAGAGUAAAAAAAUCAAAAUGAAUGUCCUGUACACCCACUCUGUAUGUUUAUGUGUGUUUAGCAAUGACUCCGUCUCUUCACAUGCUGUUGUGUGUUUUGUCUGUAAUCCAGUACUGGAAAUCCACUGUUUAGGAAUCUCAGAUAAAGUCUAAUAUGUCUUAUAUGAGCAUUUUAUUGUAAUCACAGUGACAGUAUACAAAUGCACAUGAAAAGAGUUAAAAAUAUUUAUUCAUAAAUAUAUAUUUAUUUGAAAUAGUGGCAGUUUGGACUGCCAAAGAGACCUAAGAUUCACAGCACAUUAAACCUGUGUAUGAGCUACUAUCCCUUUAUGCUUGUUAAAUAAAAUUAGUAUUAUAUGCAAAGCUUAUGAUUUGCACCUCAUGAUCAAAAGCCAUGUAAAACCCAGAUUUGGUAAUGUUUAAGCUGCUAUCUUAUUGUUUUUUUUUUUUCUUUCUUUUUUUUCUCUUCUUUUGUGUAUUUCAGUGUGUUCUCAGAAUAUGUUGUGCCUUUAGAAAGAGUCUGGAUCGUGCGGUGUAAGGGGGCCUUGAUAUCUGUCGUGCCUGGCAAACAGUGAAGAGUAGUUAGUUCGGUGUUGUGCUGUCUCACUUAACCUCAUCAUGUUUGUCGGAUAGUUAUCCCUUUGGGAGUUUUUUAUUCACAUAUAUAUGAGAUGUGCGGCUGUUUUACUGCACUUGAAAAUGUUUUCAUACGAUCUGCCCAUUGGGUGUUCUGUUGAAAUUAGACGAAGAGUCUCUGUGCCAAAUGUCAACCCUGGGUAGUCUCCAAGAGUGAAGCUAAUAAAAGAAGAAAGCUUUCUUACAGUAAUAUCAAUGUCCUGUCUGUUUAUUGAUUAUUUAUAUUAACAAGUUUGUAGCUUCACAUUCACAAAGAAGCAUAGCCAAAAAUAGUGGUAUACUGUAUAUUCUGUAUGUGACUGUGUGUCUAUAUUUCCCCUACAUCUUUCUCUUGACAUCAUUAAGUAGAGCUCAGCUGGUCUGUCCUGUACUUCAGAGGUCCAGGAGGCCCAGGAGGGGGACUCCAGUGAAUAAUGAAGUGAUCAUUGCCCUUCAAACUCUCACAGUCCCUGUGGUGCAGGUAGGGCUUUCCUUUACUGCCCCUCAAAGAGAAUUCAUUGUAUUUAUGUGCUAAUGUGCCAUUUUGCCUCUUUUCCAGUCCUG